Pyricularia oryzae 70-15 is the source of this 2359-nucleotide messenger RNA. RefSeq lists its product as uncharacterized. NCBI's taxonomy places the organism in Eukaryota, Fungi, Ascomycota, Sordariomycetes, Magnaporthales, Pyriculariaceae. The record is from RefSeq and is a predicted model, not a curated record. The coding region runs from base 123 to 1766 and encodes 547 amino acids. Gene Ontology annotation, molecular function: GTP binding. Gene Ontology annotation, cellular component: nucleolus. The transcript has 2 exons.
GAAAUUUUUCGCAGCCGUUCCCAUCCCACCAACUCCUAGCAGGCAAGCCGUGGUUCUUUGUCUUGCGCCACAAGAGCUUUACUGUUAAUAGGCCAUAAUAUCAGCGCCCGAUCGCUUUCAAAAUGGCAGGCUCAAUCAACAAGCCAAAGAAGCCCAUGUCCAAGCGGACACCGGUGCGCCUACGAAACAAGAUUGAGAAAGCCUCGAAAGCCAAGCAGCGAAAGGACAGGAAGCUCGCCAAGAAGAACCCGCAAUGGGUCUCGAAAGUGAAGAAGGAUCCUGGCAUCCCCAAUCUCUUCCCCUACAAGGAGAGGCUGCUCCAGCAGAUAGAAGAGGCCAAGAUCCAGAAGCAGGAGGAGACUCGCCGGAGGAAAGAGGCUGCCAAGGCAGCCAAGGCUCAGCAGAAUGGCGAUGCUGCAAAGGAGGACGGCGCAGACUCGGACGCGGAGGAUAUGGACGACGACAUGAUGGAUGAAGACAUUGACGAGUCGAACCCCAUGGCGGCGCUCAUUGCCAGCGCGCGUGCUGCUGCCGAGAAGUACGACGAAGAUUUACAAACUGACGACGACGACGGGAUGGAUGAUGAUUCGGAUGCCAGCUCGGGCAGCGAAGGCGAAAGCGGGGCGAUCGAGGUCAGCGGUGGCGCAACCUCAAGAAAGGCCUUUGACAAGGUCUUCAAGCAGGUGGUCGAGCAGGCAGACGUCGUCCUCUACGUGCUGGAUGCUAGGGAUCCAGAGGGAACCAGGUCCCGGGACGUGGAGAGAUCCGUAAUGGCGGCAGCGAGUGGCGGCAAGAGGCUAAUUCUUGUGUUGAACAAGGUGGAUCUGAUCCCGCCGCCUGUUCUCCGAGGAUGGCUGACACACUUGCGCCGCUACUUUCCCACAUUACCUCUCCGGGCGUCAAACGCUGCCCCGAACGCACACACAUUCAACCACCGCGAUGUGACGGUUCAGAGCACAAGCACGGCUCUGUUCCGCGCGCUCAAGUCUUUUGCAGCGGGACGCAACCUGAAGCGUGCCGUUUCAGUCGGCGUCAUCGGGUAUCCCAAUGUUGGAAAGUCCUCAGUCAUUAACGCUCUUUUGUCACGCAUGAGCGGUACUCGCGGUCAACGAUCCGCCUGCCCUGCAGGUGCCGAGGCCGGUGUCACAACCGCAAUCCGGUCGGUCAAGAUCGACUCAAAACUGACACUACUCGACUCGCCGGGUAUCGUGUUUCCAUCUACGUCAUCGACAUCAACCUCCUUUGUCCCCAAGAACAAGACUGAAGCCCACGCCCACCUGGUCCUUCUGAACGCCGUGCCGCCUAAACACAUCGAAGACCCUGUACCGGCAGUAACUUUACUGCUGAAACGACUCUCGGCCUCUCCUGAUCUCCUGAAGAAGUUGACAGAUGUCUACGACCUACCUCCGCUUUUGGCAGAUGCUUCGGGCGAUGCGACCACCGACUUCCUGGUGCAGGUCGCACGUAAGCGAGGCAGACUGGGCCGCGGUGGUGUGCCCAACAUUGCCUCCGCAGCCAUGACUGUGGUUACCGACUGGCGCGAUGGCCGCAUCCAAGGAUGGGUUGAUGCACCUGUAUUGGCAGUGGCCACUGCGGAUUCCUCGGCCACUGGUGCCGGGUCUUCUGUAACUACCGUCAACGAUGAGGCUACUAUGCCCGACCAAAAACAGAUCGUGACUGAGUGGGCCAAGGAGUUUAAGAUUGAAGGCCUCUUUGGCGAUGGAGAAGAGGAUGCUGUCGAUCAGGAGGACUCGAUGAUGGAGUAAUACAAUGUGGCUGGCCGCUUCUGACAAGGGAAAAGCAGGUCGGAGAUGAGGGAUAUGUGGCGUUCAGGGCGUUUAGGUCAUGCUCGUAUGUCGACAGCACUUGGAACACACUUGUCAUGAAAAAAAAUACCGUUUUCUGCGCAGCCACGACGAAUCUUGAAAUGAUCAGCUGUGAUUUUGAGAGUUUGUGCAGCAUCCAGGGCAUCAUGCCAGCAGCUCCAGCAUUGAUGUAAAUGCGCCUGAACUGUGCUCCCCCGAUUCCGCUACUCAUUGGCCUGUGUAGGUCAGUGCUUUGAAUUUGCAGAGUCAGUUCAACCAAGUUUUCUUGGAAAGUUCCCCUGUCUGUCUGAGUGAUAGCAAGAUAACAGCAUGACCCAUCGAAUAAACUUUGUAGGAGCAGUGGAUUACUGUGGCAGAUCGCAAUGGUGUGAUAGAGAGUUGUCGGCUCUUUUAGUCCGUCUUGCCGGCAUGUUGGCCCCGCAUCUGGACUCUUAGACACUAUAUGCAGUGUCCUGAUUGGCCAUUGUGAGAGGGGCUGCCGUUGCGGGGUUGUGCUCUUAAGACAUUGAGCCGCUACAAAGCGAGCCCCAACG